This is a messenger RNA of Malaya genurostris, 6872 nucleotides long. RefSeq lists its product as uncharacterized. The coding region runs from base 864 to 5654 and encodes 1596 amino acids. The transcript has 9 exons. The record is from RefSeq and is a predicted model, not a curated record. Gene Ontology annotation, biological process: cell-matrix adhesion. Gene Ontology annotation, molecular function: serine-type endopeptidase inhibitor activity. NCBI's taxonomy places the organism in Eukaryota, Metazoa, Arthropoda, Insecta, Diptera, Culicidae. Gene Ontology annotation, cellular component: extracellular region; basement membrane.
GCUGCUGCAGCAGUUGGAAUCAGUUGUUAGUGAGACGUUGUGCGAGUAACAAGUGUUCUUUCUCAAACCAUUCCGCGCGACUACGCGACAAAAUUUACGACGCGACGUUCGAUUCCGUGCACGCGAAAGCGCAAUUUGGAGAGUGCGAUCCGAGAAGAGUGAAGAAAGGGACAAAAAGGGGUGGCAAAACAAAAAAAGAAAAAAAAACGGCCGCGGUGAAAGUCGGCAAGUAAAAGUCAUCCGGCAGCAUCGGCAUACGAAGGAAUUGGUGGAAAUCUUGACGAGAAAUGCGCAGAAUGACCGAUGAAUGAGGAGGCAUCAUCGUCAUCAUAACCGUCAUCGUCAGUGGAUCGGGCCUUUGUGGAAAUUUGGAUCUGCCCGCGCCCCGCAGGUCGACUCUGCCGGCGAAUGCCGAAGAAAGUGAAAGAAAAUAAAAGUGAAUAACCGAAAAGUGAGUCUCGUUUUGGUGUUGUGUUUCCAAGUUGCCGAAGAAACCGGAAGUUGAGUGAACGACGACGACGUUUCUGGUGUACGGUAGAGUAGAGCAAACCGAAGAAGAGCAGCAGUACUUAUUUGCACAAAAUUAGCGAGUGAGUGGAAGCAGUUUGGCUUGAUUGGCAACAAAUACGAAGCCGAAGCAAAAUUGGUGAAAUUGUGUUCCAAAGGAAAACAGAAAACGUAAGAUCACUUACCUCGGAUUGGAUUGAAAUAAUCUCCGGUGGCAAGUGAAGCUAGUUUCGUCGUCUAUACUUGCGAUAGUUGAGAACCCCCUCCUCGUCGGCUGGUCAAACGUACCGUGCAGGGGCUUUGUUCGUACGACCAAACCGAGCCAAGUCCAGUCCAGGUUGGUCCUAUGAAAGAAGAUGCGAGAAAUGAAUCGAUUGGUGGACGGAUGCAGCAGUAAGAAGCUGGUGCGAUUUUGCAGCAGCAGCAGGAGACAUGGCGACGAAUCCGACAAUGACUGCAGCAGCAGCUACAGCAUCCAUUGCAGCAGAAUUCGGCGGAGGUCCAUGCUGUUGCUGUUGGUUGUUGGACUGCUGGGCACGCAGGUCGUCGCUUGCAGUAGUACACCAUUAGAAGAUAGUAGUAGUAGUGAAACCAUAGAAUUAACAGCAUGUCAGCAUCUGCGCCGAGCGGAGUCCCGCCGCGCCAAGUCCCUAGGCGAUAGUUUGCUUCACUCGGUGCGAAUACCGCGCUGUACGGCACUGGGCGACUUCGAGCCGGUGCAGUGUUCGAACGAGCUGAACGGAACCGAGUGCUGGUGUGUGGAUGAGUACGGUGUCGAGCUUACCGGUAGCCGGAGGCCAAGUGCCGAUGAUGUCAACUGUACCGUGGUCGAGACCCGCUGUCAAGCAUCCAGCUGCCGGAUGUUCUGUCCGGCCGGAUUCGCCCGGGAUUUCAACAGUGGCUGUCCGAUAUGCAAGUGUCGUGAUCCCUGCGACGGAAUCCAGUGCCCCCGGGGACAGCAGUGUGAACCGCAGGAGGUUGCCUGUAAGAAUGAACCGUGCCCUCCGGUGCCGACCUGUCGCAAGGCUCGCUCUUUGGCCGAUCUGUGCCCGGCAGGGCAACCACUCGCUAUCAGCGGUACUGUUCGACCGUUCCUUUGCGGAAACGAUCCCGGAAAACCUAGCUGUCCGCCACUGUAUCGCUGUCUAGUCCAAUCCGGUAACGAUUAUGGUGUGUGCUGUCCAGCCUCGCUGCAAUUCGAGAAACCCGGGGCCUGUCCAAAACCCGAAGAGAUCAUGUCAACCGACAGUACCGGAUUCCUCUGUGGGACGCCAUGCGGUCACGAUUUGGAGUGUCCUCAAAUGCAGAAGUGCUGCACAUCGAAUGGCUGUGGCCGCAACUGUCAGCAACCGCAUAAUGUAACAGUUUGUCAUCAAGCUCGAAUGCUUUCCGAGCUGCUGUCAGUUAACGAACGCGAAGGCCGAGGAUAUGUUCCGCAGUGUGACGGUCCUGGAGGUGGCUUCUCCACCCGUCAGUGUUCCCGGAAUGGAUUGGUUUGUUGGUGCGUUGAUCCGAAGAAUGGUAACAAGAUCAAGGGAACGAUGGGAGCUGCUCAGAUGGUCAACUGUGAUGGUAUUGAGAACAUGAUCGGUCGAAGUGGUGGUCGCAGUGUCGAUGGUUCCCAAGGUUUGUGUGAUCACAACAUCUGUGCUGCCGUGUGUGAGUACGGUUUCAAAAACGAUCACAACGGCUGUCCGACUUGCGAAUGUUCCGAACCGUGUGAGGGAUUCAUCUGUCCAUCCGGUUCGCAUUGCGAAGUUGCCAAAGAUCCCAAGUGCACCUCGUUCUCCGGCCUGUGCUCCUCCGAACCGAUCUGCAAACCGGACUUAGUGUACUCCAAUCCGUGCGAAAUGGGUACUCCACUAGCGGACAAUGUCACGGGUGAACUGCUGUACUGUCAUCGAGAUCGUCCCAAAAACCGCGAGUAUCAGAGCCGAACGUUUUUCGAUGACGACGAUGAGCUAGAAGAUACGGUAGGCCGAAAGCGUUCCCUGUCCAAUACGAUCAACUGUCCGGAAACGCACGAGUGCAUGAAGCUGCAUGGUGAAACGGGCAGUGUUUGCUGCCCGUUGGAAAAUGACACCGUUCCUGUGGCGGAAAGUCGGCAACAAUCAAUGUGCGAAUACCUGCGGGACUUUUCGGAUCGCAUGGAGGGAACGGUCGAGGGUAUGGAGUUGGCCUUGCCACCCCCGGUUUGCGGUCUAGAUGGGGGCUACGAAGCCGUUCAGUGUACCCGCCGGAAGGCACGGGUAAAUCGUUCCGACCAGCGGCGCUAUCUGGAGCAGAACAACAUCCGCCAGAUGAGAAAGCUGCUAGAGGAAGCCCGGCGUGUUCGGCGGGAGGCGGCUCCGAAUCAGAAUUUGAAGCUGGUCAAGGUGGAUGAUGUGUACGAAACGGCUAGGAUGCAACCGGAUGUCGAGCUGAUGACGUUGCUGCCCCAGAGAACCGCCGAGGAUCUUGAAGUUCAGGAAAGAUCUGCGAAAAUAAUAGAUUUCAACCGAUUGGAAUCCAAGAACGCCAAUGCAAACCUCGAUAAACCGAUUGUUAAACCAUCCACGCUGCUAAAGAAACCGGCUGUGCUGAACGACGAUCUGGUGGAGAUCGACAUCGAGGAAUGUUGGUGCGUUGAUAACUUUGGUACGGAAAUCCCCAAAACCCGUGGCAUGAACGCUACCAAGAAAACGUGUGAAGAUCUGAGAGAGUCUCUCGGUUGUCUGGAUUUGACCUGCCGAAUGGGAUGUGAUUACGGGUUCAUUCUGGACACAGACAGUCAGUGUCCGUCUUGUGAGUGCCGUGAUCCCUGCGACAGUGUCAACUGUCCGGAGGGACAAGAAUGUAGAUCGGUGGAAGUUUCCUGCGAAGGUGAAUACUGUCCACCCGUUCCCGCCUGUUUCCCGAAAAAGCCCGGACAAUGUCCUUUCCUGGUGCCACCGGGAAGUGAAAAUGCCGAGUCCGAUUCGUGUGAGUACGAAUGCCGAACCGAUUCUCAUUGUGAGGCAACCAAACGUUGCUGUUCCAAUGGAUGUGGAACCCAGUGCGUUGAACCGCAGCUGAAGACUGCCUGUCAACACUUGCAAACUAUUCAACUUCAUCAAGCUAGCGAACUGGGAGUUCCACCGAAGCAGAAGUACAUUGCACAGUGCGAUGUCGAUGGUAGCUACCGGACGAUUCAGUGCGGCCCGGGAAAUACCUGCUGGUGCGUGGAUGAAUACGGCAACGAGAAAAGCGGAACACGAACCACGGGUACUCAACCGAACUGUGAAAUCUAUUCUAGAACCGAAUGCCCCCUGAGGAAGUGUUCACUGUGCGAGUACGGCUACAAAAUCGACUCCAACGGGUGCAAAACUUGCGAGUGCCGUAAUCCGUGCAAUGAAAUAUCGUGUCCUCGGGGCGAAGAAUGCCAGCUGAUUCAGGUGGAGUGCAUUUCGAUACCGUGCCCCAAGAUGCCCAUCUGUGUCCCCAUCCGUGAUUCCGUCUGUCCCGAGGGACUCCCGCUGAAAUCCGGUGGACGCGAAAUCAUCUGCGGUCCGCAGGUCGAUGGCGACGCUUGCCCAUCGACGCACAUCUGUCAGCUCAAUCCGAUCAGCAACCGUGGGUCUUGUUGUGCUAAGACAAGAGAUGUUUGCUUUGAAUCGAUCGAAUCGAGCUGUCUGGCCUCGGAGAUGCAUCUUUCGGACAGUAACGAUCUGGAAAGUGUUACGAAAUGGCGUUUCAGUCCACGGUUGAACAAAUGCGUACCGGUAAAUUUGCCGCGAUCUAGCGUCUGCCAAUCGAAGAACCUGUUCCAUAGUGAGCAAGCCUGUAACGGUGUCUGUCCCGUGCUGUCCCAGUGCGAACGGUUGCGUUUGAAAAAUGCGAUGGCCGCGAAACGUGCUGGACAGCCGAGCACCUGGUUCCAGCCCCGGUGUGAUCCGGAGACUGGUUUCUGGAGCCCGGUGCAGUGCCUGGGAUCUACUGGGCCAAACAAUGGAACAACGACACAGGAAACUCCCAGUCUAGGAGUUUGCUGGUGUGCCGACAAGAAGGGUGCCCCCGUGAAGGGUUCCCUGACCAAGGGCAGCGAGCCACUGUGCAGCAGUCGACAGGCUAGAAGGCGACUGUCGACCAGCGGUGAAGAAUCCAGUGAUCCAGUCAUGGAGGAAUUGAUCCGACAGAUUACAUUCUUAGUAGACGAGAACAACUACAUCGAUGAAGACGUGGAACUGACGGUUCCGUCUGCUAGUGCACCGAACACCAUCGCCAAUUUUGCCCCGGAACCCCGCUACAUCGGUUCGAUUUCGUCCGUCACGGAAAAGAUCAUCGAGAUGGCAAGAACGGAUGACGGAAGCAACUACGUGGAAGAUGUCGUCGGUAAGAAGUUGAUUCCUUCGACGACCCGAUGCCAGGCGCUGAAGCUGGCAGCUUCCUUCCCGGUGGCUUGCGAUGAAAAUGGAGCUUUCGAAUCGACUCAGUGCAACGGGGACACGUGUUGGUGUGUGGAUGCAGCCGGUAAUCAGCUGCCAUUGUCCAGCACGUUCAAACGUGGCUUCCGGCACUGUCUUUUCACGGCAAUCGACGCCGUCGAAAUCGAGCUCCAUUUGAAUAAUCCUCACCAAAGGUUGCUGUUGAAUCUGUACGAAGUGCUUCGCAAUGAUCUUACUGCGAUGAUUGGCAGCAUUUUCGAUAACUAUCGGGUGCAUGAAAACAACGACGGAAGUGUGGUGCUACGUUUCGAUCUAAUAGAAGACAACAAGGUAGACGACGCUUUCGCCAUCGAAGAAAUGGUUCGUGAUCAUGCCUUUGUUCUGUAUCACGGUGCCCUGGUGGCCGAUGUCACUCAGUCUCGCUUUUCGCACAAAAUUUCCGCCAAUCUACCGGUGCCCCAGCAAUCGUCCGGCAUUCCGGAGAACACUUUCCAAACUAUUGUGUUUGUGCUGGCCACGGCAUCUGCGUUCCUGGUCAGCAUCUUGGUGGUAUUUGUAAUGCUCAAGCGGGGUAAAAACAAGAUGAAGCACUACAGCAACGGUAACCGCAUGAUGAGUAUCGGAGCGGAUAAGUAUCUGGACUACAGUUCACCAAUAUUCGUGCUCAGUGCUAACGAUACCAAAUCGCUUCCCGAUCACAAUCACCGAUCUGCUCCUAUGUCCGACGGUCCUGGAACGAAAUAAAACAGCGCUUGAAUGAAAUGGAUGGAACAUGGAAUAGACAUGUUGAAUCAGGUCCGCUUUUGUUUUUUUUUUUCUUUCAAAUACUAUUCCAUUUUCAAUAACAGUUUGACACACUUGUGAAACUUCAAAUGUUACAAAGAAGAGAACAGCAUUUUUCGUAGGCUGCUUAGAACAGUUUAGUCGAGUUUUGUUUUCCGAUUGUGUCAUUGAUUAUUUUGAUCAAAGUAACAUAUGAGAAAAAAACAAACAUUGAAAUGUGGGCCAAAAAGUUUAUCCCUACUAGUUGUGUACAUAAUAAUGAAUAUUGAAUGAAGAACAAAAUCUACUAGAAUAAAGAUCAAAUCAAAACUAACUUUUCUCCUACACACACACAAACACUUUUUCCCAUUUUUACCUCUAAGAAUUUUCAAAAAUAUAUCAUCGGUAGAAUCUUCCCGAAUGCACCGUCAUCGUGUAGAGUUUAGAAAAUACGUUUUAAGGGUACAUGUUUGUAUUUUGACUUUCAUCAGUAUCUAUAUUGGGAGUGGUUUUCAAUUGUUUUCUACUGUUUUUUUUAUUUUUAUUUCUCGAAAUAUUUUCCAUACAACAGUUUAAAUAGCAUGUUGCCGUUUCCUGACCAAACAAUACUUACACGAAAGUACAUGAAGGUGGGAACGGAAGAAGCGUGUUCAGGGUUGUUUUGUAAAUAGUUGAAUUAAUUGAAAAAAGAUUUUUAUUCAGAAGAGGAAAAAACGAACGAACUAGAACUGUUUGGGAUGCUGCAACCAGGCCUGGCCGAAGCGUCGUUAGUGCUGGAAUCGACAUGGUCUUGAAAUCUGUAUUUCAGAGAAUAUUUCGCCCAAUGUCUAAUGGUAGUGCCUAGGCUGUAGGUUUGAGCACUUGAUCAUCAUUAUUGUCGUUUAUUUCUCGCGGGUUGAUCCGUUUUAUUUUUUUGCUUCUAGUUUCGUCGUAGACAAGAUGCUUUUAUUUAUUUAUUUUUCUCUUGUUUAUGAAAAAACGGAACACUGGCAGAAAGAGAAAGAGAGCGAGAGAGAGAGAGGAAGAGAAAAUCAUUUCUACGUUGAUAGUAAUAAGUAUAGAAAACAAAAAUGUAGGCUAUGCUACACUUGUUUUUUGUUUUAUUCUGUAAAUAUAUGUGACGGCAAACCCAAUAAAUUCCGAUGUGAGAACGAGAACUUUGCUCUAUUUCAAUAAAAUUGAAUAAAAUAGUUGAUAUUA